AUGGCGACUCAGCAGUCAGAUAAUGUUGCUCAUGCUCUUUCCGGUGCUGGUGGGGGCAUUCUUUCCAUGGCUCUUACAAGCUAUCCUCUCAUUACACUGUCUACACGCGCCCAAGUUGAAUCAAAACGUGCUGAUUCGGGAUUCCUCGACGCUGUAAAGCACAUCAUGGAACGUGAGGGUGUUAAAGGCCUUUAUGCUGGGCUCGAUUCAGCACUAUUUGGAAUUAGUGUCACAAACUUUGUAUAUUACUACUGGUAUGAGUGGACUCGCUCGGCUUUCGAGAAGACGGCACUCAAGACUGGUCGAGCUUCAAAGAAACUUACAACAAUUGAAUCGAUGAUCGCCGGAGCAAUCGCAGGCUCAGCGACAGUCUUGCUCACAAAUCCAAUUUGGGUGGUUAAUACGCGAAUGACCACACGAAAGAGAAAUAAGGAGACGGAUGGCAGUUUUUUGCCUGGUGUAAAGCCAUCAAACGCUCCUACAACGCUUGGCACAUUGCUUGCACUUCUUAAAGAUGAAGGUCCACAGGCACUCUUUUCCGGGGUUUUACCCGCACUGGUACUGGUUAUCAAUCCAAUAUUACAAUACACAAUUUUCGAGCAGUUGAAGAAUUUCAUUGAGAAGAAGAAGAGAGUCACUCCAACAUUGGCAUUCCUUCUAGGGGCGUUAGGGAAGCUCUUUGCUACUUCUAUCACAUACCCUUAUAUCACCGUCAAGAGUCGCAUGCACGUCGCCGGAAGAGACGGAGGAAAAGAAAGUAUGAUGCAGGGCAUGAAACGUAUUUUGAAGGAAGAGGGCUACGAGGGAUUCUACAAAGGUAGAGAUUUCUCCUCAUUAUAA
Sclerotinia sclerotiorum 1980 UF-70 is the source of this 840-nucleotide messenger RNA. RefSeq lists its product as hypothetical. Gene Ontology annotation, molecular function: FAD transmembrane transporter activity; NAD transmembrane transporter activity; AMP transmembrane transporter activity. Bases 1 to 840 code for a protein of 279 amino acids. The transcript is spliced from 2 exons. Lineage: Eukaryota; Fungi; Ascomycota; Leotiomycetes; Helotiales; Sclerotiniaceae. The record is from RefSeq and is a predicted model, not a curated record. Gene Ontology annotation, cellular component: peroxisomal membrane.